UUGAUUUUGUGAUCUCGUGAUUGCAUUGCAUUGGCAGUGCUCCGCCACUUUCAAAGUCCCAUGUAGCCUACACAGCACCGUGUUUUGACUGAGCAGAGCCGGACAACAACGAUCUCAGUACAACCAGUCCAGACAUGGCGGGCGAAGGGCCGCAGCGUAAACGACUAGCUAGUAAACACAGAUGACAGCUGACUAUUGCAGUUAGCUAGGACAAUUCAACCCCAUUGUAGAUGGUUUGGUUUGAGAGGUCCCACGCAACCUACACCUGUCAAGGAAGAGCAAAGAUGAGCAAACCACAGAGCCACAGGAGGCCCUCAUCCACUAUGAUGUACCACCUGAGAGCAUCUAAGCCAGAGUCUGAGAGGGACUCCGGUUUCUCAGAUGCCAGCUCUGGGUACCUGAGUGCGAUGGACCAAACCGACUCUGAGGACAUGGUGAGGGCCCCAGGUCCCCAGGUGGCUGUAGCCAGAGGAUCCUACCCUGGCCUCUCCCCCAUGAUCAUCAUGAACAACAUAAUCCUAAAUCAGCCAAGCCGAAUGUCUCCAGCAGUAAAGCCCUGGGGCGUCCCCUCCUCCCUGGAGAUUCUCCCUCAGUCCCAGGUGGUCCUCCUCCAUCCCAUGGUCCCCAACGGCAGCAACACCAUCAGUAACAACAUCUCUCCAAAGAGUUCCUCAGACAAGCACCGGGACUCUAGGAAUAACUACCUGCCCAUACUGAAAUCUUAUCCCAAAAUCGCCCCACACCCUGGGGAGAGCUCCUCCAGGAAGCAGGGGGCCUAUUCUGCUGAGAGGGGAAGUUCCACAACUGGGUAUCACGGGAGGCGUAACCGGAGGCAUCAUCACCAUGGCGACAAGCUGAACAGCCUCCAUAGCCCCCAGCCAAGGCCUCUGACACCCCUCCAAACAGUGGCCAGCUUAGAGGUUGUAGACAAACAAACACAGCUGGCCAGCUCUCAGAAGCUGCCAAUACCUCAGUUCCUAGGCAUGCCUCACUCCCUGGGCACUGAGGCCACUGCUCUAAUCUCCAAUGAAUUUGCAUCUGUGUCAGAGGCGAGCAGUUGCCAGGGUGACAACGACAGCUGCCAAGACGGCCUCUCCACAGACAACAACAAAGGUAAACGCUUCAGCAACACCUACAACAUCCUCAACAACUCUGGCCUGCUGGGCAUAACGCUACGCAUCAAGGAGCUGAUCAGGCAGAACCGGCGCACCCAGGGCCAUCUGAAGCAGCUGCAGGAGCAGACAGAUCUGUUUGUGGAGGCCCUGGGCAGUGGAGACCCCCUGGUCUGGACUAGGCUCCAGCUGACCCUGCAGCUAGACACAGGCUCUGCCAGGGCUGAGGAGGGGCAGUGUCAGGCCAUGGAUCCACAAGGCAUCCUGGCAUAAGACACUAGCAGAAGGAGGGGCAUGCGUCAUAAGCACACCUGCUGUAAACCAGUACAAAUGGAGAAACACGCUUAACCUUUGAACCCUUGCCUAUAAUCAGUGUUCUGUUCAAAUAGCAAGUACUGCUUGCAAUAGGGCUAUGACUUCUAGAUUAAUACAUCUAUCAAUACAUGCAGGGAAUAGAUAUGGACAAAAUAAUACAAUUAAUUAAUCUGUACCUGACCAGAACAGUAACUGGUUUAUUAUGGGGGAAAAAAUCACUUUAUGGUAUCGAUAAUCAUUUUUGGGACCAAAUUGUAAAGAUGAUCUAAGUACACCAGACAUUCGAGUUUUGUAUAUAUAAAAAUUGCUUUAAAAACUUUAACCAAUGAGAGAUUAGGAAGUGCUCUAAGAAUAUUUAAUUGUUGAUCGUAUUUAGUCAGACAAUAUUGUAGCUAGCCUAGCAAUAUGUCCUCUUCAGUAUUUGUCAGUACUAGACUAGCGCAGCGCUCAACUGUAUAUUACUGAUUGUGAUUCUUUAGAGGGCUGUACAUAAAGCUUUUGUAUUAUUAUUAUUUCGAUUUGUUUUGUAUGUACAUCUAGUGAAAUAAGGCCUUGUUGAUGUUAUUUAUUUUCAACCUGCCUUUCAAUUAGGACAACAUCAAUAACUGAAUAGCGUACAUUUAAACACAGUUACAAUGCAUUUUCUAUUAAUUAAAGACAAAAAAUGUGAUGCCUGUUAAAUGCGAAAAAUUAUAGCUACUGAAGUGCCGGCACCAAUUCUUAUGUACAGUGGGGGAAAAAAGUAUUUAGUCAGCCACCAAUUGUGCAAGUU
Messenger RNA from Coregonus clupeaformis (lake whitefish), 2199 nucleotides. RefSeq names its product CLOCK-interacting pacemaker a (gene cipca). Bases 231 to 1385 code for a protein of 384 amino acids. NCBI's taxonomy places the organism in Eukaryota, Metazoa, Chordata, Actinopteri, Salmoniformes, Salmonidae. The transcript has 4 exons. The record is from RefSeq and is a predicted model, not a curated record. Gene Ontology annotation, cellular component: nucleus. Gene Ontology annotation, biological process: negative regulation of circadian rhythm; negative regulation of DNA-templated transcription.